Molecule: messenger RNA, 4286 nt
Organism: Mobula hypostoma (lesser devil ray)
Lineage: Eukaryota; Metazoa; Chordata; Chondrichthyes; Myliobatiformes; Myliobatidae
Product: cysteine-rich secretory protein LCCL domain-containing 2-like
Exons: 15
Coding region: 671-2158 (495 amino acids)
Cellular component (GO): extracellular region
Source: RefSeq, a predicted model, not a curated record
GAGUCCCAAAUCGACUGGGAUGCGAGUUUUUGUCUCGGCACCGAAGUCGACCCGGGGACGGUGGGCUACAGACGCAGUUUGCUUUCCCUGUCCGGCGACGACACGUUUCCAAACAAAAUAGCGACUGCGAGGAAAGUUUUACAGGGUCUCGUGGUCUGGAUGGGACAGUUCACGGUCGGGAUGUUUCCAAAUUUGUUGCUGCAUCAGUAAAAAUCGGGUGUAAGUGCGUUGAGGGGGGAAAUUCCCUCCACCCACUAAAAUGAUCAAAUAAACUCUGGUUUGGGCUCUCGCCCUGCCUCGGGGUCGCAGCGGCCGAAACUCUGAUUCUUAUGGCGUCAUCACGGGGUCCGGCGCCAACAAAAUCACUUCGCAGGAUAUGACCAGCCUAUCUGAUCCCAGAUAUAAAUUCCGCCGCCGACUGCCGCAGAGACGCAGAGAGCACCGUCAACCUGAGCUCCGCCAGUCAGCUGCUGAAGCGGCGUUAAGGGAGUCCGUUUGAAAGCGAGUGCGUGCGCUCCUCCAGCUCCACAUCACUCCCGCUCUGCACUGAAGCCCUUCCAGCGAAGAAGUUGAGCUCUCCUUAUCCUUUUGCUGCCGCUGCAAGGUUGUUCACUUAAGGUUUUCACAGACCGUUUUAGUGGGUUAUUGUAGGCCACAUCAUCUCCCAGCCAUGAGCCCCGUUUACACCUGGAUCUCUGUCGCUAUUUUAAUUGGCCUGGCUCAGGAAUCGAAUUGCGGGAUUUUACGUAAUGCCUCAUACGUCGAAAGUAUGUUUGGGCACGUCCCUUUGAGGAGCAAGCGAGCCAUCUCCCAGAUUGACAAAGAGGAGAUUUUGCAGCUUCACAAUCACCUGCGUGGACAAGUCUAUCCGUCAUCCUCCAAUAUGGAAUACAUGGAGUGGGAUGAUGAAUUGGAACGGUCUGCUGAAAGCUGGGCCCAACAGUGUGUCUGGGAUCAUGGCCCUUCUCACCUAAUCAAGUCAAUAGGUCAGAACCUGGCAGUGCACUGGGGCAGAUAUCGUUCUCCAGCUUCACAUGUGCAGGCAUGGUACGAUGAAGUCAAAGAUUACACCUACCCAUAUCCACAUGAGUGUAAUCCGUGGUGUCCUGAACGAUGUUCUGGUACAAUGUGCACCCAUUACACCCAAUUGGUGUGGGCAACAACGAACAGAGUUGGCUGUGCCGUCAAUGUUUGCGCAAGAAUGAAUGUGUGGGGAGAAAUCUGGGAGAACGCUGUCUAUUUAGUGUGCAACUAUUCACCAAAGGGGAACUGGAUUGGAGAAGCUCCAUAUAAAUAUGGCCGUCCAUGUUCAGAGUGCCCACCCAGCUAUGGUGGAGGCUGCAAGAACAACCUCUGCUACAAAGACAAUACCAUGAAAAGACCACAGCAUGAACAUACAAAUGAAGUUGAGCCUCCACAGAUCAAUACAGAUGUGUUGAGUCCUUGGAAUGUACCAGAGAUCCAACCAAAACCAAAGCCAGGACCAAAUGGGGAACAUAGCGGCUAUGAUUACAUGACUCAAGUCAUCAAAUGUGAAACGAAAAUGAGAGACAAAUGCAAAGGGACAACAUGCAACAGGUACAAGUGCCCAGCCAAUUGCAAAUCCUCAAAGGCUAAAGUAAUUGGGACACUCUACUAUGAAACGCAAUCCAGUAUUUGUCGGGCUGCAAUACACCGAGGGAUUAUUAAGAACGAAUAUGGUGGUCUUGUGGAUAUCACUCGGAAAAAAAAAAUCCCAUUCUUUGUCAAGUCUACCAAAAAUCAUAUUCAGUCCAUAAGCAAGUUCAAGCAAGCCAACGGAUUUACUGUUUCUAAAGUGACCACCCGGUCGGUUGACUGUUACGCCACAGUGGCUCAGCUCUGUCCUUACAGAAAGCCAUUUUCACAUUGUCCAAGGAUUAAUUGUCCAUCAAACUGUUUAGAGGAGUUUCCCUUCUGGGCACGGGUCAUUGGCAAUAAGAUUUAUUCUGAUAGAUCCAGUAUCUGUCGAACAGCGGUGCAUGCUGGUGUAAUUAAGAACCACGUUGGUGGACUUGUCGAUGUGAUGCCAGUGGAGAAGAAGAACCGAUAUAAAGGAACCUCCAAAAAUGGAAUUCAGUCAGAGAGUAUAAAAAAUCCUCCUGAUGGAAAAGCCUUCAGAGUAUUUGCAGUGGCAUGAGCGAGAAGGUAAUUGUGACAGAACUACUCUGGAAGCAUCAGCGAACGAAACAUUUACACAAACCGUGUGCACUUAACGGUAGUGAUCAACCUCAUCAAUGAAGAAUCGAACACCAUCCUCAGAUUAUAAAUCUUACAUCUCAUUGGCUACAAAGAAAAGUGGACUCUGGUUCGAACAUUCCUCUCAUUAGUGUACAUAGUAAAUUUGAUAUUUUGUUUAAAUGCAGAAAUAUAGUUAUUUACAGCAGUGCUGCUAAGUUAUAUUGCUCAGUAUAACAUAGUUAAGUAUUUACUCCUAAUUUGAUCUCUGCCUCAGUGCAAUCUAUUGGAAAUGAUGGGUGCAUGUCUCAUUUACAAUUGUUUGCAUCAGUGCGAAUGGACGAAGUACCGUGUGUGCACAUUGCCGGAGACGAACCCUGGAGAACAGUUAAUGGCGGAGCCUUCAGGGCUUCGUGACUCUUUCAGAGUUUCGUCAGCUUUCUCUUCACCCAGAGGUGUACCUGAUAAGUCUGGUGAUCAUGCAGGCUCAUCUACCAGAAUGUGUGUUGCUCUGGAUUUCCAGCAUCUGCAGAAUCUCGUGUGUGUGUGAAAUGUUUUUUUAAAAAAAAAAGCUGCUUUCAGUUGCACAACAACAAAAAAUGCCUGUGUUCCUUGAGUUUAUUUGGAACCUCAGGAGCUAAUAAUGUAAGAAUUUGCUUGAAGUUCCAAGAAUUCAUUUUGUGCAAACAUUUUUUUUGUCUUAUGGGUCUGUUGCAUUCUAAUGAAUGCAAACUCAUUUCUUGAAUCAGUGCAUAAGCAGAUACCUUGUGAAUAAUGCUCUCCGCCUCUGCCUCCCCAUCAGUUGUCCUUCAGCACUAGCACCUGACAGGAGUAAGGUAAAAGAUGAAAUGAGUCAUGCAUGACCCGAGACAAAAGGAAGGAAUUUGUAUGUUUUGGCAAGCAAGGAAUGAGAUGCACACAGGUGUAUGUGGUGCCUUGUUGACUGAGGAUUAUAAGUGUCUUGUGGCUGAGCCACUCGUGUAAAUACUAGCUCAAGUUAAUAGAGGACCACACACAGCCCUGCACUUCACCCUCGUCCAUCUAAUGUUCUGUAAAUAAACUAACCCUUGGUGAAAUCAUUCCUUUCACAUUGAUACCACCCUCAUUCCCUCUAUUCAAUUACCCUCAGUCUUUGACAAAUGUUUCUUAUUUAUUUGCUCAGAGCAUGCUUUGCUCUGUCGUGGAGACCACAUGACCCUAUUAUUACUGUUUUUUAUGAAUUAUAGGUAAUUGAUGACCUUAUGAACUUAACAGUUCAAGUGCAUUAGCACAGUAGAUAGUUAAAACAGAGGGGAAAGUAAGAAGAAUUUUCUAUUAAGAGUCCUUGAUUACCCAGUAAUCAAUGUAAUCAAUGGAUAAUGUGGUAGCAAUGAAGAAACAGAAGCAAUAUUUUCAUAAAUGAAUCAGAUCAGAGGUUCUGAAACUCUUUUUUUUAAUUGCAUGCCCACUUUAAAAUUUAUCAACUGUUUAUUUGUAAGUUACCAUCAUGUUUAAUAUUAUAAGCCUAUAAAUAACUUUUUAACAAUUUAACUUUAAAUGAUAUUAAAAGUGUCCAACAUUUUUUCUAUUCCAUUCGUUACUUAAGAAUACAGCACUAUAUCAAAUUUUAUCAAUGACUAACCUGUCUAGUCUAAAGUAAACAAAAAAUAUGGGCAUGCUAGCACAGUUUGGGAACCCCUGGAUUAAUGCAUUGGAUUCACCACUGUGGUUUAGGAUUUUUUCUAGCUCUUUAAUUGUGAACAAAAAUCUUUUAUUUCUCUUUAUUGGAUACCUGCAAACUGUCGGAACGAAGACUUGCAUGUGCAAAUUUUGACAAUAUUAUAUAUAAUUUAUUGCGUCGGGCAACAGGGAUGAAGAUGGCCGCUCAACCACUUUGAUUUUUGUUACUGCAUCACAUUGUAUAUUUUUUCAUAUCUAUGUUUAAGACUAAAUAGACUUACAGGCCGCUAACUAUUUUUAAUACUUUAUAAAACUGAGUGCAUUAUUUCACAAUAAAAUGUUAUUUUUCUCUCAGAUUACCCAGUGUAUUGCUUUAGAGCUGCACAUUUAUAAACUUCUGCUGUGAAUUGACAUCGGAAAUAUUUGUUGCC